Messenger RNA from Corylus avellana, 3166 nucleotides. Its product is annotated as nucleotide/nucleic acid binding protein. Gene Ontology annotation, molecular function: RNA binding. The record is from RefSeq and is a predicted model, not a curated record. NCBI's taxonomy places the organism in Eukaryota, Viridiplantae, Streptophyta, Magnoliopsida, Fagales, Betulaceae.
ACGAGGAAGAUUGUUCCAAAUACGAGAGAGGGUUCUAGCGAGACGAGAGCGGCCGUGAGAGAGUAGAAGUGAAGGGAGAGAGAAACGAAGCUCAAUCGCGAAGUGAUAGGUCGAGACGCGGCGACGGCAAGAGUUUUUAUAUUUUCGGCCUCGGCGCGCUUUUUUCUUUGUGCCAGGUGCUAAAGGAAAACAGAGAAAGCAAUAGCUGAGCCUCCGCCGCCUGUGAAGAAAAAGAACAAACAAGAAGAGGGUGCAGGAAUGGGGGAUCACUUCAACACCCGGACUGUGCCUCCGCCGCUCGGGUCUAGAAUAUGUGUGAAGAAUUUGCCAAAAUAUGUGGGUGAGGAUCGCAUUCGAGAUUUAUUUUCUCGGAAAGGAGAAGUGACAGAUGCGAAGCUAAUGCGAACCAAGGAUGGUAAGAGUAGGCAGUUCGCUUUUAUUGGGUUCCGCACAGAGCGUGAAGCUGAAGAAGCCAUCAAAUACUUCAACAGAUCUUACGUUGAUACUUGUAGGAUUACUUGUGAGAUUGCUCAUAAAGUUGGGGAUCCAAAUAUGCCUCGUCCUUGGAGUCGAUACUCUUUGAAGAAAGAAGGAACAGUGACUGAAGAGGGGAAGAAACUUGCUGGUGCUAAAAUUUCAAGCCUUGCAGAAUCUAAAGGAGAGAAGAAUAUUAAAAAGGGUAGCGAGAAUGAUGAUCCUAAACUCCAGGAAUUUCUUCAGGUCAUGCAACCACGCAUGAAGUCAAAAUUGUGGGCAAAUGAUACACUAAUAGCAUCUACUGCGGUCCAGAAUGUCAAUGUCAGUGAGAAGGAAACUCAAGACAAGGAGGAGCGCAAAGAUAAAUCAGUUCCAGUGCACGUUGGGUUACCUGAGCCUGAGAUAUCAGGUAACCAUGAAGCUAAAAAAUCACAUAAUCUUGCUCAUGAUGAAGUCAUUUCCGAUAUGGAUUACUUCAAGAGUAGAGUAAAACAAGAAUGGUCAGAUUCAGAAAGUAACGAGGAUGAUAACCACGACAAAGAUGACAACAGUAGAUCUCUAAAAGAAAGCCUUGAGGGCCAGGCUGCUCAUAAAGUAGAUUCAAAGGGAUCAAAUACUGCCUCUAGAGAGGGUGUCCCCUGGAAAGAUGUUGAAGAGGAAGACCCUUCCCAGGACCCUGACAGUGAAAUACCUAAACCAGGGAACCAAUCAUCAAGCUUGAAAGUUGAGAAAGAAGUUCUUGAGACUAGACGUCUUUUUGUCCGUAAUCUGCCAUAUACAGCAACUGAGGAGGAACUAGAAGAGCAUUUUAGUAAACUCGGUGAUGUCUCAGAGGUCCAUAUUAUUAUUGACAAAGAGACGAAACGGUCCAAAGGACUAGCUUAUAUUCAUUAUGCAGUUGCAGAAUCUGCAGUGAGGGCAUUAGAAGAAUUAGACAAUUCAAUUUUCCAAGGCCGAUUAAUGCAUGUUAUGCCAGCAAAACAAAAAAAAUCUUCUGACCAGCAGGAGACUGAUGUUUCUGCCAGCCAAACUUCAAAAAGUUUUAAGCAAAAGAGGGAGGAAGAGAGGAAAGCAUCUGAAGCUGGUGGGGAUACUAGAGCGUGGAAUAGCUUGUACAUGCGUCCUGAUACGGUUGUCGAAAACAUUUCUAGGAAAUAUGGUGUAAGUAAAGGUGAUUUACUUGAUCGGGAAGCUGACGAUCUUGCUGUGCGUAUAGCGUUGGGAGAAACUCAAGUAAUUGCAGAGACUAAAAAGGCUCUUACAAAUGCUGGAGUAAAUGUAGCAUCUUUAGAGGAAUAUGCUGCUGGGAAAGUUGAUGGUGUGAAAAGAAGCAACCAUGUUCUGUUAGUGAAGAACUUGCCAUUUGCUUCUUCUGAAAAUGAAUUGGUCAAGAUGUUCAGCAAAUUUGGGGGUUUGGACAAAAUUAUUCUUCCUCCGACAAAAACGUUGGCCUUGGCUGUUUUCGUUGAACCAGCUGAAGCUCGUGCAGCUUUUAGAGGUUUAGCAUACAAGCGUUACAAGGAUGGUCCACUAUAUUUGGAAUGGGCUCCUGACAAUAUCCUUAGUCAAAGUUCAACAUCCAAGACUGAUGAAAAAGAUAAUGCCAUUGGUGAACAUGAUGCCAAGAGGGUAAUACUGGAGCAACAAGUGGAAGGAUUAAACGAUGUGGAUAUCGAUCCUGAUAGAAUUGAGUCGCGAUCUCUAUUUGUCAAGAAUCUGAAUUUUAAGACUGCCGAUGAGAGUUUGAAAGAGCAUUUUAGUGAUCACAUGAAGGAGGGAAGAAUUUUAAGUGCCAGGGUGAAGAAGCACUUGAAAAAUGGGAAGAAUGUUUCGAUGGGUUUUGGUUUCAUCGAGUUUGAUUCUGUUGAGACAGCCAUCAAUGUUUGUAGAGACUUACAGGGAUCUGUUUUGGAUGGGCAUGCUCUUCUCUUGCAACCUUGUCAUGCUAAGAAGGAUGAGCAAGCGGAGAAAAAGGUUGCAAAGGAUAAGAGUUCAACCAAAUUACUUGUAAGAAAUGUAGCAUUUGAGGCAACAAAGAAAGAUCUGAGAGAGCUAUUUAGUCCAUUUGGCCAGAUCAAGAGCCUAAGGUUGCCAAAUAAGUUUGGAAAUCAUAGAGGGUUUGCAUUUGUGGAGUAUGUUACGAAGCAAGAGGCAGCGAAUGCACUUCAAGCACUUUCGAGCACUCAUCUCUAUGGUCGGCAUCUGGUUCUUGAUAGAGCAAAGGAAGGUGAGAGCUUGGAAGAAUUACGAGCUAGAACAGCUGUUCAAUUUGCUGAACAACAGAAUGGGUUUCAAAAUUCAACUAAUUUAUCCAAGAAGCGGAAGCACAUGGCCAUCCAGGGUGAAGGAACACUGAAGUUUCAAAGGAUUGCUGCUGAUUAGUGAGUGCUUUCAUGUCGUUGUCGUGUAUUAUAAAUGGCAAGGCAUAAAUGGCUUUUCCUCUAGGUUAUAAUCUCUCUCUCUCUCUCUCUCUCCCUCUCCUUUUUUUUCUAAAAAAAAAAAAAAAUUAAUUAAAUAUAGGUCCCGUUUUUGCUUGUUAGGGGCCGGUUAUCUUUUACAUCCCCGACCUUAUGAGCCAAGGGGGAGAGGAGUGGGGCGCCAAACCCCUUCCCCUUUGUGUAAUAUUGCCUGCGCAACUUGGAAUAUUUAGAACCUUAUCAUUUCUUAAUCUCACAUAUAAUUGUCAUGA